ACUACAAAGACUAGAUUCAUUUCUAUCCUUACCCUGCACGACAAAAAGUCUCAACCUUAUUGUUCUAAUCCCUUCUCUAUAAACAAACUACAUGUAAGUGAUGAAAUCCAAGCAUUGCUUUUAAACCUCCACACCCACAACUACAUCCUUAGCAAAGAUUGCAACUUUUUCCAAAACCCGUCGCACUUUCUCUCAUUUUUUCUCAGCAAAUUUAGCGACUUUAUCAUCAUUAAGAACAGUUGCAAGGAGUUUUAACAUGGUGGCAAACCGUAGUAUGAGAGACAAAGACUCCAAUCCUAAUGUCCAUGAGAGCCUUUCAAGAAGCUUUGUAUCAGUGGAGGAGCCAAAGCCAGAGACAAGGGCAGGGCCUGGCUUGAUUUCUUGUACUACUUUUAAUAUUCUGGCUCCAAUCUACAAACGACUCGACCAACAGAAUCAAUUGCUUCGUGAGAGUCAAUUCAGCUCAUUCUGGGUGACUAGGAAUCAGAAGAUUUUGGAUUGGUUACUGUAUGAAUCGUCUACUAUUAUAUGUCUCCAGGAGUUCUGGGUUGGAAAUGAAGAAUUUGUGAAUAUGUACCUGAAGAGGCUUGGUGAUGCUGGCUAUAGUACCUUCAAGCUUGCCCGAACUAACAACCGUGGAGAUGGUCUGCUGACUGCCGUUCGAAGUGAUUGCUUUAGAGUUUUAAACUAUCGAGAGUUGCACUUUAAUGAUUUAGGAGACCGUGUUGCUCAGCUAUUACAUGUUCAGUUAACUGCUCCAUUCUCACAAAUCCAGAGAGGCAACCUUCAACAAGAAAUUCUUAUUGUGAACACUCACUUGUUAUUUCCUCAUGACUCCAGUCUUUGUAUUGUAAGAUUGGAUCAGGUUUACAAAAUUUUGCAAUUUGUGGAGGCUUAUCAAAACGAAAACAAGCUAAACCAUAUGCCCAUCAUACUUUGUGGUGACUGGAAUGGAAGCAAGCGUGGUCAUGUGUACAAGUUUCUUAGAUCACAGGGGUUUGAAUCAACAUAUGACACUGCUCAUCAAUAUACUGACAAUGAUGCCCACAAGUGGGUUAGCCACCGCAACCAUAGGGGAAACAUCUGUGGAGUCGACUUCAUUUGGCUUUGUAAUCCAAACAAGUCCCGUAAACCAUUAAAGACCAGUUGGUGUGAAGCUGUUUUUGGAAUAUUAAGGCACCAGCUUCGAAAAGCUUCGAUGGCUGAAAAUGAUGCAUUUGCCUUUUUGAAGGGCGACAACCAUGGUGAUUUUAUUACUUCCUCUGCUUUCUGUGAAGCACUCCAUCAGGUUAAUUUAAUUGGUCAUCCAUCUGGACUGGGUUUCCAGGAGACGAGGGAUCUCUGGAUCCAAGCAGACACAGAUGCAAAUGGUGUCCUUGAUUAUGAAGAAUUCAAGAAUAUGAUCUGGAGUUGUACAGGGUCAGACCAAAAGGAAAGCCUCACUGGGAGUAGAGAGGAGUCUGAGGAAGGCACCAAGGAAGCCCUUGGAUUCAAGGUUAAGAAUGCAGUUCUUUACCCAAGUGAGGCGGAGAGGGGAAUAUGGCCUGAAAGUUAUACACUUUCGGAUCAUGCUAGACUGACUGUUGUACUUUCACCAGAAAACAUGUGGUGUUGUUCUCAGUCAUAAAUCAUUCUCAAGAGACUUGUGGAUUGGUGGAACAGAAAGGGAUUUGUAAAUCUGUAGGAACCUUGUAUAGCCGACAGAGACCAAUCCCUUUCGGGCUCAUGAUUAAAGUGUUUCCAUGAAAAAAGAAGAAAAAAAGAGUCGGUAGAGAAUUUUCUUUCUGUACGAGUCUUCAUUCCAAUGUACUGUUUCUCGCUAGCCUUGGCCAGUUUUAUUUAGGCAAGGAGUAGAAACAACUGGAUUUUGAAGGACCCCUAUUAAAGCAUUUUUCUUCCUAAA
This is a messenger RNA of Rosa rugosa (rugosa rose), 1903 nucleotides long. RefSeq lists its product as uncharacterized. Lineage: Eukaryota; Viridiplantae; Streptophyta; Magnoliopsida; Rosales; Rosaceae. The coding region runs from base 257 to 1627 and encodes 456 amino acids. Gene Ontology annotation, molecular function: 3'-5'-RNA exonuclease activity; calcium ion binding. The transcript is spliced from 11 exons. The record is from RefSeq and is a predicted model, not a curated record.